Cryptomeria japonica (Japanese cedar) is the source of this 1243-nucleotide messenger RNA. RefSeq lists its product as uncharacterized. The record is from RefSeq and is a predicted model, not a curated record. The coding region runs from base 266 to 880 and encodes 204 amino acids. The transcript has a single exon. Lineage: Eukaryota; Viridiplantae; Streptophyta; Pinopsida; Cupressales; Cupressaceae.
CACACACACACAAUCCCUCACUCUUAACCUUCCCUCCCCCCAUUAAACGAGCAUGCAAAACAGUUCAGAUUGAGUUUCUUUAAUAAUUUCUCGCUGUCACCAAAGGCAAAGAUAGCGUGGUUUUCUUGUUAUUAUAUAUUUAAUUUCUUUGUUGGGAAGCUCGACAAAAGGUUAAAUAAUAUGCUUUAACAUGAAGCUAAAGGGCGGUUAAAGCCAUGCCUCCUUUUCGGGUGAGGAGCAAAUACAUUUUGCCAAGAGAUCAGAUAUGGUGAUGGAGGGAACAAUGAAGAACAAAAGGCCCAGAGAAGAGGAGGCUGAAGAAGAUCUCUGCAACAAGAAGGAGAAAAAUGCUCGGUUGGAGGAAGUGGGUAUCAAUGAUUUCUAUAGCAAUUUGAGCACUUUUUCUUCUGAGAAAUCCAUGGUGUUGAAUGAUCAAUGGAGUUUUCCGGAUGAUGGUCCCGUUUCUGAUAUCAGAGGCAUAGCCAUUAGAAAGCAGUCUUAUAUAAAGGACUAUUUCAACAGUGUUGAAGAAGUUGGAUUAGAGGAUAAGAGGACGAAUCAGGAUAAUGGGGGUGAUCUGUUUGAAGAGCUCUGGAGGCCUCAGAGCCCCUUGUGUGGGGCAGCAGAGAGUCUCUUUGGAGGUUUUGAUUAUUUCAUGGGUGCCAAUUUGGGGGAUGAGAGGGAUUCUGGAUUCAGAAUUUGGGAAGAAUCUGAGGAACAGGAUGAUGAGAAGAAUGUGAACAGGAAUUGCCAUAAAAGUUCAGAUGGGAUUGGUUUGUUGUAUGAGAAUGAUGUGGCUGAUUGGAUUUGGGGGACUCCAUUAAAUCAGCCUCUGUGUUCUGAAUCUCUUGAAUUCAAGGUCUCUACACCAUCUCUGUAAGUGGGUCUGGGUUGUAAUGGGGGAUUCUUCAUGCAUGAAUCUAUUUUAGAUUGUUAUGUUUAGUUUCUGGUAUCAAUUGUAAGAGUUUAUUUCUGGAACGUUUCGAAACAAACUGUAUGAUGAUCCAUUAUCAGAAAGAAAGAAGAGAGCAAAAAAAAAGAACAUAAUACUAUCCUAUCCUUCAUGCAUGAACCCAUUUUACAUUAUGGUGUGGAAUAAUUUUAUGUAGAGUCCAAUGAAACUGUUUUUGCCCUGUGUUGUUAUCAUGGUGGAUGUCUUGGGAAAGACAUUGCUGUUUUUUUUAAUUCAAUUUAUAUGGUUUCUCAGUAUGAAUAAAUUAUUUUGGACACUUGGGUUAUUUUA